AUGUGCCCCCUCUGUCCCCUUCUGCCCCUCUGCUCCCCUCUGCCCCUCUCUUCUCCCCUCUGCCCCUCUCUGCUCCUCCUUGCCCCUCUCUGCUCCCCUCUGCCCCCUUUAUCCCCCUCUACCCCCCACUGUCCCCUCCUCCCCUCCACCCCAACCCCACCCCACCCUCCCACUUUCCACUGCAUCACGUGCAGGCAGUUGCAUGGCAACUCGUUCACAGGAUCCGUCCCAGCGACCAUCGGACAGCUCACGAAUCUCCUCGUCCUGUCCGUACCCAAUCCACCCACCAGCACCGACCCGACCAGCCUCUCUGUUUGUCCGUCCGUUGCUCACCUUUCUCCGUUCCGAUCACCAGCAGCAGCAGCAGCACACCACUAUCUGGAGUCGCUCUUUGCAGCCAUGGGGCUCACCACUCAAGAAGGGAAGUGCAGCGCUGGAGGCUCUCCGACUGAUGCCUUUGAGAAGCUGCUCUCUCUGCCCAAAGGGGGAGUCGCUCUAGCUGUCAACGCCACUGGCACAGCUGGUGCAUUGCGUUCACGUGCAACUAAAAAGCCUGCUGUAAAGUACUACCCCAUCCAAGGGUUUGAGCGCACGCAGUUCAAGGGGUAUGUGGGGCUCAUGCUGGCAGUGCAGCGGCAGCCAGUGGUGGUUCACAUCGAAGCCUCUGCUGCCACAUUCGCCAGAUAUGACGGGACAUACAAGUACCAGGACCCAGCUUGCUAUACAGGCGAGCUGAACCACGUGGUGCUUGUUGUUGGCUACUCCGUUGCCGUGGGGGACAGCGUGCAGAAGCGUAUUCCCCCUCCGUUUUGGAUCAUCCGCAACUCGUGGGGCGCGGGGUGGGGCUAUAAUGGCCACAUGCGCAUGGACAUUCAGGGAGGGGAUGGCGUGUGUGGCAUCAACGUGCUGCCUGGCAUCUACCCCAUUGUCAAGAAUAUUCUCCCUUUUGAGGCGCCUAAAAAGGCACCCAUAGAUAUCCUCCCUGUGCUGCCGUCCCCACUCGCACUUCUUUCUUGUCCCCCUUCCACCACUGGUGGCACGGCGGCAUGGACGUGCCGGUGGUCCUCCCAUGCUUCAACAAACCCGUCACUUCCCUUCCCCGACCCUCUCACACUUCUUUCUCGUCCCUCGUCCACCGCUCGUGGCACUGUGGCAGUGGACGUGUGUGGGUCGUACUUCAAGAACCCCUGUGCCGUGGGCACAUGCAUCAACGAUGGCAAGGGCUCCUACUCCUGCAUCUGCCCUCCCAACCACGUCCCCAGCCGAACCAUCGAUGACUUUCCCACCUGCGACCCAGCUGGCAGCUUAGCCACCAGCUUGGCAGUGAGUGGCAGCAACUGGGCCUGCGCCGACGUUCAUCCCCUCAUGGGCCUCACGCUCGCCCAGUUCACACAGCAAAACGGGGCUAUCAACUGCAACAAGCCGCUGCUACUGAAUGCGGUGCUCCAGCUGGGCGGCUCUCCUGUCGUCCCCUGCACUGCCUUCUUCUACGCCCUCUCUGGCGACACGUGUGAGUCCAUCGCCUGGAGCAUUGGGCGAUCCGAGUCCGACCUUCUCGAGCUCAACCCCGGGCUGAGCUGCCAGCAGGGUAUCAAGGCGGGGCGAUCCUUGUGCGUUGAACGCAACCCCGAGUUCGCAUUCAAGGUCCCGGAGUGCCUCAAGUUCACCACGCUCACAGCACAGGACUCGUGCGAGCGGCUGCUGGAGAGGACGGGAGGAACCACAUCGGUGGGGGCAUCUGCUUGGGACGAGCUCUACAGGAACAACCCUGGGCUCGUCUGCUCGGGCACUGUCCCUACCGCUGCCUCUGCUGUCGGCAGCAGUGCUGGUGUGCAGGUGUGCCUCAAGGCGGAGUACUGGCCAUUUACACUCGGCAGGUGCACCAAGGGCCGGGCCAAGACGGUGUCGCCGUCAUUGUCGUGCUCCGGUGCUUACAGCUUCUAUGGUGGCACCAUGACAGCUGCGGCUGCCAAGUUCACCGAGUAUAACGGCAAUGCAUGUGCCAAGAACGUUGGAGCCAAAUAUAUGUGUGUGCCACGCUAG
Closterium sp. Naga37s-1 is the source of this 2043-nucleotide messenger RNA. The record is from the annotation of a GenBank genome assembly. Lineage: Eukaryota; Viridiplantae; Streptophyta; Zygnematophyceae; Desmidiales; Closteriaceae.